Molecule: messenger RNA, 1937 nt
Organism: Daldinia decipiens
Lineage: Eukaryota; Fungi; Ascomycota; Sordariomycetes; Xylariales; Hypoxylaceae
Product: Clavaminate synthase-like protein
Exons: 1
Coding region: 155-1699 (514 amino acids)
Molecular function (GO): 2-oxoglutarate-dependent dioxygenase activity
Source: RefSeq, a predicted model, not a curated record
ACCUAAAGUAAAAUUAUCCUAAUCAUCUUAAUCAUUGCAUUGCCUCACUUGAGGUCAGCACUUAAUGAGAGUCGUCCAAACUUAACGGAGAAAACCACGAGAAGGGUGUGUAUGUUUUAUGCUAGUUAGCUAAAUUAUAAAGGGUAAUUUAACAAUGACAUCAUCCUCCCCUACGAGGCAGCUCUUCGAGCUCUGUGUUGGAGCAAUAUCAACAAUCCAAAGCGAAUGCAGCUCGACACUAUCCGUGAAAGAUCCAUCCAAUGAAUCGUUUCCAACAGGAUUGGCAGGGUGUGGCCCUGCUUUGGUUGAUCUACUGUCUCGACAGGCGACUCGGAUCAGUAUUUACUAUCAAGAAUUGAAGCCCGCAGACAUAAGCACAGCUCAGAGUCCACCAGAAGAGCAAAAGUUAUCGUUGGAGCGAUUAUCUGAUCUUGUUUCAAUUUCUUACUCCAAGUUCUACGCAUUUCUUUUCAAAGACCUCCCAGUUUGCUGGCGGCAACUCUAUACUGACGCCAGCAUCUUGAAAUUCUGUCUUAUCCUCCUUUGGACCCCUUGCAUCUAUGAUCAUGCCGUAGAAGGUAUUAAGACUUCUCGUGGCCGGGUAGAUAGGGCAGGCCGUCAGAUUACUCAACUCGUCAAACUUCUCGAUUUUGCAUUAAUUCUCGCUGGGGCCGCUGGUGAACAGAGAGGCAGGAAAUGGAUUGAUAAAGCUAUUGGGCUACUCCAAGAGGUCUGGAACGAAUUGGGUAUCGAUACAGGUGCGCCGGACGAACUCAAUGUUAUAUUCUCGACGACCGAACCAUUCACGCCACUUGUGAAUCGUCCCAUCCAAUGUACCGAUUCUCUAUCCAUCGAGGCAUUCCAGGCAUAUAUGGACAACCCCCGAGAUUCGAAGUUAGGACCGAAGCCACUUAUCAUACGUGGCGUUAUUGACGAUUGGCCAGCUCUAACUAAUAACCCCUGGAACAAGCCAUCGUAUCUACUGUCACAAACCUUUGGAGGUCGUAGGCUUGUGCCGAUUGAGAUUGGCCGUAGUUAUGUUGACGAAGGCUGGGGUCAGAAACUUAUCACUUUCGGUGAGUUCUUACGCGGAUAUAUUGAUCCCUCCCUUCCUGCAGUCCAGGACAGCUCCAUCCGUGACACUAUUUCCGCUUCGUCACAAAGGAGGCCAAUUGCAUACUUAGCCCAGCAUCCUUUAUUCACUCAACUUCCCGGUUUAAGAAACGAUAUCCUCAUCCCGGAUUAUUGCUAUACCGCACCGCCUCCGCAUCCAACAGAUCCCAGCAUUGACCAGCCGGAACUUGAUGAGCCGCUUCUUAAUGCCUGGUUUGGACCUCCAGGUACUAUUACGCCAUUGCACACUGAUCCAUAUCAUAAUGUAUUAACACAGGUGGUGGGGCGUAAGUAUGUACGGCUCUAUUCACCCUUAAAUACGGAACGUAUGAAAGCACGAGGGAAAGAGAACGGUGUCGAGAUGGGAAAUACAAGCUUAAUGGACGUUGGAGUCGUCGAGGGGUGGGAUGAAAUACCCGACGAUGAGGAAGACGGACUUAGCGAGGAGGACCUCGCUAGUUUUAAAGAGAUACCAUUUCUGGACUGUAUCCUUGAACCCGGCGAUGCCCUCUAUAUCCCCGUCGGGUGGUGGCAUUAUGUUCGCGGAUUAAGCGUAAGCUUUAGCGUGAGUUUUUGGUGGAAUUAGUAUGAGAUGGACUUCCUACGUGUUAUUAGUUAAUCUUGAGACUUGAGUGCUGUGUCUUCAAACAUUAAGUGGAAGUGUAGGUAUUAAGUGGAAGUGUAGGUAUUUAGGGAAAGUGUAUUUAAAAUGGAAGACUGCUUAGUCAUAAUUUUAGUGCAAGUAAACCCAUAUUAUUCUCUUAUCGAAAAGAUUUAUGAAUAAUUAUAAGUUUACCGUCAAAUAUCAGGCAUCUAUACCCACA